Molecule: messenger RNA, 1820 nt
Organism: Drosophila navojoa
Lineage: Eukaryota; Metazoa; Arthropoda; Insecta; Diptera; Drosophilidae
Product: venom serine protease Bi-VSP
Biological process (GO): proteolysis
Molecular function (GO): serine-type endopeptidase activity
Source: RefSeq, a predicted model, not a curated record
GAUCGGGCACGCAAACACGUUGUCCAAAUCAAAAUUCGAGUCGGGGGGGGAAAAAAAAUAAAACAGUGCCAGUAAUAAUAUCUCUAAAGAAGCUUGACAGCCGGUCAGUAAGACGCGCUCAGUCUGAUAACGUUCGUCGAGUCGUGCACGUCGCGAGUGCGCAACGCGAAAUUGGAUACGGAAUUUCUAUAAGCAUAUAUAUUUAUAUAUGUAUAUAUAUCAUAUCUAAUUAUCAAUCUAUAUAACUGCGAUAAAAUGAAGCUAGUGCUGUGUAUUGUGUUAAUGCUUGGCUGCCUGGUCACGCCCACGCCCGCCCAGUUCAAUCGACGACAAGUUCGCCAGAAUUGCAUAACGCCCGAGAACUAUUAUGGUAGCUGUGUGGCGCUUAGCUAUUGCCCUCAGGUGGCGAAUAUCUUCCAGCAGACCGAUAGACGUACCGCCCAGAAUUACAUUUUGCAGCUGCAGCGCAGCUGCGGCACACGCAGCGUCAACCGCGAUCCAUUGGUGUGCUGCACUCGACCGAUUACUAAUCCGGUCACAGAUCGACCGAAUCCUUUCCUUACCACAGAUGGUGGCUUUAUACCGCCCCAGACGACUAAUAAUCCGUUCCUGUUCCCCAACACCCCGCCAACGCGCCGCACGACGACGACGACGACCACAACCACAACGGUUGCCCCAGUUACAUCGGACUCACUUAUAAUGCCUCGCGGUCCGUCCUGUCGGUUUCCACCUGGCACGGUGGGCGAGUGUGUUGAUAUCAGAAGCUGUGAGCCCGUCUUCAACGAACUUCGGGCUAGGCAAACAGAUCCCGACUAUGCCAAGCAACUGCAGGCCUCGAAUCUGGUGUGCGGUCGCGUUGGCUCCCACGUCUGUUGCCCCACCGGCCAGGCGGUGACCACCCCAACCCCCGUCCCUCUAAUCAAUCUCAAUGAGGUGCCACGCCGUCUGCCCACCGUGGCGGAGGGCUGCGGCGCAACACCCAGGGCGGCGGCCUUCAAGAAGGUCGUCGGUGGAGAGCCGGCCAAGCAGGGCUCUUGGCCUUGGAUCGCUCUACUGGGCUACGACGUUAUCGCUGGCUCACCGUUCAAGUGCGGCGGCACUUUGAUCACGGCCAGACAUGUGAUCACAGCAGCCCAUUGCAUUCGGGAGGAUUUGACAUUCGUGCGUCUGGGCGAACAUGAUUUGACAACGGAUACCGAAGCACGUCAUGUGGACAUCAAGAUUGCUAAGAAAGUGAGCUAUCCGCAGUAUGUGAAGCGCAUUGGACGCGGCGAUAUCGCAAUGCUCUACUUGGAGCGAAACGUGCAGUUUACGGACACGAUAGUGCCCAUCUGCAUGCCCAGCAGUCCAGCUCUGCGCUCCAAGUCCUACGUGUCAACCAAUCCCUUUGUCGUCGGCUGGGGCAAGACCCAGGAGGGUGGCCAGUCCUCUGAGGUGCUCAUGCAGCUGAUGAUACCCGUGCUGGAAAAUGAGGAGUGCCGUAGGAGGUAUGCGAGCGUCAAUCGUUAUCUGGCACCGGAACAAUUUGAUGAGGCGGUGCUCUGUGCGGGCGUCUUGGCUGGCGGCAAGGAUACAUGCCAAGGUGAUUCCGGUGGACCACUGAUGACCUCCGAGGUGGUCGACGGACAGAUGCGCUUCUAUUUGAUUGGCGUGGUCUCGUACGGCGUGGGCUGUGCACGGCCCGAGAUACCCGGCGUCUAUUCGAGCACACAGUACUUCAUGGAUUGGAUAAUCGAGCAGUUGAAGGAUACGCCCUAAGAGAGAUUUUAGCUAACUGAAUUACAUGUAUAAUAAUAAUAAUACUAAUAAUAAUAAUAAUA